UUUUUAUGUAAAAACUGAGUCAGAGAUGAAAUAGUCUUCACGUAGUCAGUUGCGCCAUCUCUGUCGUGCAAUUUCAAAAAAACUGUGUUCACAGCGACGAUAAUCGGUGAAUUUUACCGAAAUUUCGAUAAAUACCGAAAAGAUAAGUGAAUAGAAACGUUCGGGGGCGACGGUCGCGUUCAUUUUUCCGAUCAAAAAACAUUGUUGAGCGUUUUUUUCGGUAGAAAGAGGUUAGUUCACCUCGACAACCGUAAGAUCGUUGAACUUGCCGCCGCUUUAGUGUUUCGUCUUUUUCCCACGAAAAGACAGUUUCAAGUUUAUAAAAAUAAAUAUGAAAGGCCUAAUUAAUGUAGGAAAUUUGUCCCCGUUUUUGAAUCGACUUUAACAAACCGUUAGUCGGCAACGACGUUUCAAACAGAAAACGUGUGAUGUCGCAUUAAAAUAUUUGAGUGUUGUUUUUUUGGAGUGUUAUUUUUUUAAUUAAAAGUGUUAAAGUGUGAAUUUAGAAAAAUCUGGAUUUCUGAAGACCGGGAAUUUUUUUUUAAGACGUACUCGGUAUUGAUUUGGGUUCUCGGAGGCUUGGCUUGCUACGAUUACACCGGCGGCGUCUUAUUUUCUAUUGGCCCGUCCAGAAAACGACAUAAAAUUUUUUUUUCAUACUCGUCUCCACCGUUCAGAUGGAACUCAAAAUUUCCGCGUUUUUCAAUCGUGUGUUGUUACUGUUACCACGGCGGCAUUAUUGUUUAAACACAACAAUAUAGUGUUAUUUUUUUAAACAAAAACAUAACCUCACAAAAAAAAUCAACAAAACAAAAUAAGUGAAAUGUAGUGAUUCUUUUUUGUUUUUAUAUAACAUUAAUUUUUUAAGAACGACAUAACCUCAAAAAUGGACAAGAUUAAAACGAAAUUGGACGAUUUUAUUUAUUAAAGUGACUCAUUUUAUACUUGAUAAUCAACUUAAAUUGGAGAAAAUAAAUUAGAUUCGAAAUAAUUGAAGAUGUUACCACAACAAUAUUGCCUCCGUUGGAGGUAUCAUCAUUCAAACUUACAAACAAUGUUUUCCCAAUUAUUGGAACGUGAGGCAUUUUGUGAUGUUGUAUUAGCAUGUGAAGGAAAAAUGAUUAAAGCACAUAAAAUAGUUUUAUCCGCGUGUAGUACUUAUUUCGAUACGAUUUUAUCACAAUUCGAAGAAAAAGAUCCAAUACUUAUUAUGAAAGACGUUAAAUAUACGGAUAUUAAGUGUUUGGUUGAGUUUAUGUAUAAAGGAGAAAUUAAUGUUGAUCAUAAUCAUUUAGCGACAUUAUUAAAAACCGCCGAAGAAUUACGAAUAAAAGGUUUGGCGGAAGUUUCGUGGCGCGAUCAAACUGAAGGAGCAAGCGGCGAAGGCGCCCCAACGAACGGGGUGCAAACGGCCCUUCCGCACGUUUCCACCGUUAUGGAAGAUUCGUCCUCAGCGAAAUUGGAACCUCCCGCCAAAAGAAAACGUGGUCGACCUCCCAUUGACGAUUACGAUUCCAACGUUCAGUACGGUAACAAUAAUAAGGGUACGUCGAAUAAUUCCGUAUCGGGCGGACAUGGUGAAGAUGGGUAUUCGGAUGCUUUGUCGAGUAGCGAACACGAUCUUUCAAUUUGGGAGGAAGAAAAUCCACCGGGAAUCAAUGACAACGAUGAUGGGGAUGAAUCGGAAAGAAUUAUUAAAGUUAAAACGGAAUUGAAAUCUGAUGACGAAGAAAUGGUAAACGACGCAAUAGAUCCAAUCAGCGUAACCGAAUCGAAAUCAUCAUCGGAUUCAUCAAAACUAUCAAAUGCGAAUCGAACGGCCGCGUCAAAUAACACCGCGGGAAGCGGGUUAACGUCGGCGUUGGAGAAAGAAUGGCCGGAUGUGAUCAAAAUGAACGAUUAUUUAAAUACCGGCAGAAGACAGCAAUUUUGGGAGGAACCGUUUACGAAACGCGUCAUGGACGCGAUCAAAAACAAAAAUCUCGAAAUGAAAAUCGCCGCCGAAUUGCUAGGCGUUUCUUAUGGUACGCUUUAUGGACGGUAUAGAGACGCGUAUGGUUGUCUAAAACAUCCGUAUAGAAUACCAAAUGCUUCGCCAGGCGGUCGAUUGGCAUUUUGGUCAGAACAAGGUCCAACGGACGUCUUAUUAAAAUUAAAACGCAAAGAAAUCACAUUAUUCCGCGCGGCCGAACAGUUAAACGUGACACCACAGACUCUAUCGAAUUAUUUGAUCUCAAUGUCGGUGCUAGAUAGCGAGGUGGCCCAAAACUCGGCUUUGGCCGGGCUCGGGGACGGCGGCAAAUCGGACGCUUCCGAAUCGGAGGAGAGUGAAAUGUUGACGGAUCCGUUGGCGAACGCGACGUUAAAGACUUAUUCGAAUAAUUCGAACAAUACGUCGAAUUCGGUUUUGGCUAAUUGCCCGGAUAUCACGAUCAUUAAAAAGGAGAAAUCGAGUAAUUCGUCCGGUUCCGGGGGUGGUGGUGAACACGGAAGGGUUAAUAAUAACGCAGAUCAUUCCGACCAGUUGAUUGCUGCCGCUGGGCCUGCAACCAAGUGAGCUAAUUUAAUAAAUAACGACUUAUUAACGAAAAUUAAAUUAACAUGGCAACCCUCUCAGUAUUUUCCGUAGACCAAAGUUUUCUAAAACAAAUUUUUUUCUCUUUCAAUCACGAAUCUAUUUCUUUCCAUUUUAUUUUUAUUUUUUUAUUUGUUGAAUCCUAAUAUUGUUUUGAGAGGACUCAAUCAGUUUUUUUGUUAUAACCUAUUUAAAAAUAACUUUAUUUUGUAUUAUUUUUUUAUCUAUAAUCAAUAAUCAGAUCUACAAUUUGUACCUGAUGGGUUAAAUGAACAAAACAUUUAAUUCUUUAAAUUUUUUAAAAUCUAGGUUAAGAUUUUUAU
Messenger RNA from Onthophagus taurus, 2898 nucleotides. Its product is annotated as protein tramtrack, alpha isoform. Gene Ontology annotation, molecular function: protein binding. Gene Ontology annotation, biological process: regulation of transcription by RNA polymerase II. NCBI's taxonomy places the organism in Eukaryota, Metazoa, Arthropoda, Insecta, Coleoptera, Scarabaeidae. Gene Ontology annotation, cellular component: nucleus. The record is from RefSeq and is a predicted model, not a curated record.